Messenger RNA from Aspergillus wentii DTO 134E9, 866 nucleotides. RefSeq lists its product as uncharacterized. Lineage: Eukaryota; Fungi; Ascomycota; Eurotiomycetes; Eurotiales; Aspergillaceae. The transcript has a single exon. The record is from RefSeq and is a predicted model, not a curated record. The coding region runs from base 97 to 543 and encodes 148 amino acids.
UUUAUCCGUAACCACUGACCAUCCCGACAACAAUGAUGAGAUAAUUGGGAUUAUUCGGAAAGCGCUCCACUCGCAAGGAAGGCCGAUCUGGGGGCUAUGAUAGCAGAUAGAGAGCCACAGGCAGAUAGUAGAUUAAUCGUUAAGCCGAUGAGGAAUCACCAGAGUGGAAUGGCGGCCGGAAUAUCCGAAAUCUCAACUCUGGCGGAAACAAAAUCAGCCUUGUCUUCUUUCUCCCCACAGGGAUGCCCCUCGUGCUUCGUGGGACGCAAUUGUGAUUGGAUUUCCGUCACUUGGACAGAGACUGGGAACAUCAGGACAGACAUCGUCAGAAACUGGGACCCGGAGGGAAAGACAAAGACUCGAAUGUCUGGUGGGAUAGACCCACCAGAUCGGUGGCCUUGUUCUUGUCGUAAAACAUGUGCUAUCGUAAUCCGACAAGAAUCCGCUAGGCUAGCAGUACAUAGUGCAUUCUGGUCCUUCUUUUUGGCCCCUUUAUUCUUCAUGGUAAUUGGAGGCGAAGGGAUGGCAUUGGCUGUAACUUGACUAGACAGUUGCAAACCACUUAAUAUGAAUGGGGGCUGUGAUGGCUAUGGGAGCUAAUGCGCCAGAAACGCGGUAUUCAUCAAUGGGCAUGCUAGUACGGGGGUACUAGUACACAUGGACUACACCAGCACCGUGGGGAUUCAGAACUGGGCUGUGUUCCCUUUUACUCUUGGCGCUCCGAUGCAGAGAGGCAGUUGACAAGUCAUGGUUCAGUUCCGCUGCUGCUGCGGUUGACCCUGCUUCUGUGGUAUGUUCCACGAGCUUCAAGCUGAUCAAUGGAUACGCUCAUAUAGCGUACGGCAUACACACCACUCACGGAGACU